AUGCCGGAAAAUCGCCAAAAGGUUGCACUAAUCACCGGAGCAUCUUCAGGAAUUGGGUUUGCUACCUCAAUUGAACUUGCAAGGAGAGGCUAUGUUGUUUUUGCUGGAGCAAGAAGAUUGGAACCAAUGGCAAAAUUAAGAGACGACUAUGGUGUAAAAAUUUUCAAGUUGGAUGUCAGUGAUUUACAGAGUGUUAAAGAUGCCAGAAGCUACAUUCAGAAAGAAACUGGGGGAAGCUAUUUGGAUAUAUUGUACAACAACGCUGGCCAAUCUUGUACAAUGCCCACAACUGACGUUACUGAUGAGCAAUUCACCCAGUGUUUCGAAGUUAAUUUGUUUGGAGCAAUGCGUAUGGUUAGGGAAUUUGUGCCUCUUUUGAUCAAUGCCAAAGGUGUUAUUGGGUUUACAGGCUCGGUUAGUGGAGUGAAUCCAUUCCCCUUUUCAUGCACCUAUUCAGCAACGAAAGCUGCAAUUCAACUGUAUGCCUCAGUUUUGAGGUUAGAAUUGAAACCAUUCGGAGUCAAGGUCAUCAACUUUAUCACGGGAGGAGUUAAAACUGAUAUUGAAGAUAAGAGAAGCUUACCAGCAACAUCCAUUUUCAAUGUGCCAGGAAUGGAGCAAGCAUUUGACGAAAGGAGACAAAUGGCCGUCAAAAACAACCCACUUCCAGCUGACGUAUAUGCCAAACAGGUUGCAGAUGAUUUUGAAAGGGCUAAAUUGGGAGGCUCGUUGCACUUAUACCGUGGAAAAAUGGCAUUUUUCUUAGGCUUUAUUACUCCUCUUCUUCCAAGAUUUAUCAUAGAAUGGGCUUUGGUUCGUAAGUUUAAAUUUGUUGGUGUGUUUGAAUACUUGAAAAAGAAGUAUGCUUCAGGCUACACAGCAUAA
Molecule: messenger RNA, 885 nt
Organism: Lodderomyces orthopsilosis Co 90-125
Lineage: Eukaryota; Fungi; Ascomycota; Pichiomycetes; Serinales; Debaryomycetaceae
Gene: AYR1
Product: acylglycerone-phosphate reductase
Exons: 1
Coding region: 1-885 (294 amino acids)
Biological process (GO): phosphatidic acid biosynthetic process; triglyceride catabolic process
Cellular component (GO): lipid droplet; endoplasmic reticulum
Molecular function (GO): triacylglycerol lipase activity; acylglycerone-phosphate reductase (NADP+) activity
Source: RefSeq, a predicted model, not a curated record